UACUGUAUGCAACAACUGGAUACGGAUACGCGCGUCUUGCAUUAAGCACAAACCAGACGACAACAUGCACCUGUAUCUGGCGCUAAUAUCGUGCCUCGUGUGCACCGCCCACUGCUGGCAGUUCGAUGGCGGAGGUGCUGCUGGGGCGGGACACAGGGCGAUGCAGCGCAGCGCCAGAAAUACGGCACGCGCUUUAGCGCGCGGUCCGCCGCCGGCUCGAGGAUCGGCCGCGCUGCUCGGCAGCCAGCAGCAGGAUGUGCUCUACGCGUGUCCACUCAACUCGAUGUGCCAGUGCGCCGGACUGCCCAACGAGACGUCCACGCUGAUUGAGAUUAAUUGUAACGAGGUGGCGCUGUACAAGUUUCCAGAGUUCAUACACAGCAGCGUGCGCUACAUCGAAAUGUCCAAUACGCAUCUGCAGAGCGUCGACGAUGAAACAUUUCAGGGACUGCGUCUGAAGACACUGAAGUUAAUCGACAAUGAGCUGCAGGACAUAUCCGAGCGCAGCUUCAGCACAAUGACGUACUCUCUGAUGACACUGGACAUCUCGGGCAACAAGAUGCAGCAGCUGCCACUGGAGGCACUGCAGAGAUUGCACUCGCUGACGCGACUCGUGGCGCAACGGAAUCACAUAACCAGCUUGGAGGGCAACUGGGAGGCACAGCACGAUACGUUGCGUUCCCUGCAUCUGUCCGGGAAUGACAUAACAGAAGUGGCGCCAGGUGGUGCUCAGGAUUUGCUUGCCAGUCCUGGCGAUAACAGUUCACAGCCGAGCAGCUUGACUGCGAUGCAGAGUAGGCUGGAUGGCAGCAAUACGUUGCAUGCAGCUAAUCCUGGCGCGGAUCGGGCGGGCGGCCGUCCCUUUGAACAGCUGCAGAAGCUGCUUUGGCUGGACUUGUCCAACAAUCGCAUAACCCAUGUGGCGGCCAACUAUUUGCCGCGCUCACUGGUGACCAUGGAUCUGUCCAGCAAUUUGUUGAGCGUCUUUCCGCAGCAGCUGUUCGAGCAGCUGCCGGAGCUGCGUAUUGUCAGUCUGCGGGACAACCUGCUGCGCAGCGUCCAGUGGAAGGAGUUGCAGUUGCGUCCGCUGCGCAUGCAUCUGGAGAAGCUAGAUCUGGGUCAGAAUUGCAUUGAGCACCUGGAAUCGGAUUACUUUCAGCAAAACUACUCGGACGUGCACAUACGUGCGCUCAACAUGGAGCAGAACUAUGUUGGGCAGCUGCCGGCGGAGGUCUUUAAGGACACGGGCAUUGUGCAUCUUGUGCUGGCCUUCAAUGCCAUCAGCCGCGUGCAUCCGGUUGCAUUUGAGGGCCUGACGGAUACGCUGGAAUACUUGGAUUUGGAACGCAAUCACCUGACCACUGUGCCGGUGGCUAUAUCCACACUGCAUCGCCUGAGAUAUUUGUAUCUCACCUCCAAUCAGAUCGAUCAGCUAACCAAUUUGCCCACAUUUACGGAGAAUCUUAAAGUCUUGAGCCUGAGCGGGAAUAACUUUACAAUGAUACCCGUUUUGGGCUUGAAGAACUACACACAGCUAUCCUAUCUGAAUAUGGGCUACAACUCCAUAGCUGAUAUACCCGAAGGCAUCUUUGCCGUGGACGGUUGGGGCGCCAACCUGCAGACUAUUCUGCUGCGGAACAAUAAGAUAACGCAUCUGCAUCUGGGCUCGUUUGCGGGCCUGGAGCAAAUACAGGAGAUUAGCCUGAGCUUUAAUGAUAUAACCAUACAUCAUCCUUUGGUCUUUGAGAAUGUUUCGCAUACGCUGAAAAUACUGGAGCUCUCGUUUGCUGUGUUCCCGGCCAGAAGCUUGGAGUCUCUGGAUCCGCUGGAUGCCCUGUUGCCGCUCUCACAGCUGAUUUGGUUGGGCCUGGACAAUAACAAUCUGAAGAGCAUAUCCAAUGAGUCGUUUGCGCAAAUGCGCGAACUGAGCUACAUCAAUCUGAGCUUCAAUCAGCUGAAAGCACUGCCGCGCGGACUCUUCCUGCCGGAUGCGCACAGCCAUCUGGUGGAGAUUGAGCUCUCCUACAAUGCCCUGGAGCGCUUGGAGCCGCAAACCUUUCACAAUCUGGGUGACUUGCAGACGCUUAAUCUGCAGUCGAAUCGUUUGCGCAGCAUUGCCCGUCAUGCCUUUCACAAUCUCGAGUUCCUACGCUAUAUAGAUCUAUCGUACAAUCGCUUGAGCAACAUAUCCCAUGCCGCUUUUACCGUGCUGCCCAAUCUGGCUGCACUGGAUCUCAUGCAUAAUCAGCUGUGUGCCAUAUCCUUGAAGUCCUUUCACUACGUCUCAAAUGCUACAACUCCGCUGCGCCUCAAUCUAAGCCACAAUCACAUCUCGAGCUUCGAUGAUGAACUGAGCAGCUAUAUGUAUAUAUAUCAGCUGGACAUCAGUCACAAUCAUGUGGCCAAGUCGGAUAGUUUUACCAAUCUGGCCAAUACGCUGCGCUUCCUCAAUUUGGCACACAACGCUUUGGGCGCUCUGCAAAGUCACGCGUUUGGGGACUUGGAAUUCCUGGAGAUUCUGAAUCUGUCCCACAACAAUCUCAGCUCGCUGCGUCGCCGCAGCUUUCAGGGUCUGAACAGCCUGCAGGAGCUGGAUCUCAGCCACAAUCAGCUGGAUCAGCUGCAGGUGGAGCAAUUCUCGAAUCUGCGCAAGCUGCGAAUUCUGCGCAUCUGCUCAAAUCGAUUGCGCGCUUUGCCGCGCGAAGUGUUCAUGAACACGCGCCUGGAGUUUCUGGACAUAUCCGACAAUCAGCUGAGCGUUUGGCCCGUGCCGGCAUUUACGGACAUCGGCUUUACACUGAGAUCCAUUCAGAUGUCGCGCAACAAUCUGGAGUAUCUGGACGCUUCCAUGUUUGUCAACUCACAGUUCCUCUACGACAUAAGUUUGGCUCGCAAUCGCAUUACCAUACUGCCGGAUAACACCUUUAGCUUCCUUAACAAUCUAACCAAUCUGGAUCUGUCCGAGAAUCCGCUAGUUACCACCAAUUUGCGUGAGGUCUUUGUGCACACGCCCCGCGUACGCAAGCUAAUCCUUCAUCACAUGGGCCUCUAUGUGCUGCCCACACUGAAGCUGCCGCUGCUCUCCUACCUGGACGUCAGCGGCAAUUAUCUGCAGGAGUUGUCGCCGCUGAGUGGACUGCGGCAUCUGCGCUACGUCAAUAUCUCCCACAAUAAGCUCAUCAAUGCCAGCUGCGCUGUGGAGCAUUUGCCACCGUCUGUGAGGGUUCUGGACCUGGCGCACAAUCCCCUACGUCGCAUCACUCUGCACGAUCUGUUGAGCUUGCGCCAUCUGUCGGAGCUCAACCUGCUGGACGUUAAGGUGGCCAAUCCGCAGGCCUUCUCAAAGCUGCGCUCGUUACGAAAACUUCAUGCCAGCUCGCAUGCAAAUCUAGGCGAUUUGGUGGCCCGUCUGCCCGGCCUGCAAGAGCUGCGCGUACACUGCCUGGAGCCCAAUAUUGGGGGUCAACUGCUGGCCAAGCUGGCCAACAAUACAAAGCUACAGCUGUUGGAGCUGUACGGCAGCAAUGUGCAGACCAUAUCACCCGCUGUCUUCACUGGACUCUCGCGCAAUCAGCGGCUGAAGGUGAAGAUCUCCCAUACGCGCAUCUCGGAUCUGCCGCCAGGAAUUUUCUAUACACUGCGCGAGGUGCCCCACCUAUCCAUUGAUAUCUCGCAUAAUCGCAUCAAUGCAUUGGCCGCCGACAGUUUUUAUCCCAAUAAGAGCUACUGGGAUGCGGUGGGCACGCGCAGCAUUAUGGGCGGCCUCAUAACCUCGCACAAUCCGCUCGAAUGCGAGUGCGGUCUGGUCUGGUUCGGACAUUGGCUGCGUCGCUGGCUGCGCGAAUCGGCGCAGAUCAAGGUCAUACAAAAGGAUGACCUCAAGCGUAUGGUGCAGCGUGCGCGAGCCAACACCUGCCACGAUACCGCAUCGGGGCGCCAUUUGCCCAUACUGGAGAUUUUUCCCGAGGAUCUGCUGUGCCAGGCCAGCGCCUUGAGCAGCUCCGGUCAGCGCAUCUUUCUGUUAUCCUUUGCGGCUGCGUUAACGCUUCCACUGUUCACCAUAUCCCUUUGAUGUUGGCUCUAG
This is a messenger RNA of Drosophila novamexicana, 4084 nucleotides long. Its product is annotated as chaoptin. Gene Ontology annotation, cellular component: extracellular matrix. The transcript has 6 exons. NCBI's taxonomy places the organism in Eukaryota, Metazoa, Arthropoda, Insecta, Diptera, Drosophilidae. Bases 65 to 4072 code for a protein of 1335 amino acids. The record is from RefSeq and is a predicted model, not a curated record. Gene Ontology annotation, molecular function: protein binding.